Messenger RNA from Aspergillus costaricaensis CBS 115574, 399 nucleotides. Its product is annotated as LysM peptidoglycan-binding domain-containing protein. The record is from RefSeq and is a predicted model, not a curated record. The annotation marks the transcript as partial. The transcript has 3 exons. Lineage: Eukaryota; Fungi; Ascomycota; Eurotiomycetes; Eurotiales; Aspergillaceae.
GGUGUCGCCCUCUCCGACUUGUACGCCUGGAACCCGGCCACCGGGUCUGAUUGUUCGGGGCUGCAGGUCAACGUCUUUGUGUGUGUUGGGACCUCGGGAUACGCGACGACGAUCACCUCGGGGGAUCCGGUUCCUGUGACGCCUACGCCUACGCAAACAGGGAUGGUAUCCGGGUGUCUCCGAUUUUAUGAUGUGCAGAGCAACGAUGAUUGCUAUGAUCUUGCAAGUGAGGCGGGGGUUCAGCUUAGCGACUUCUAUUCAUGGAAUCCCGCAUUGGGGACAGACUGCGCUGGCCUUGAGGCUUCGACGUACGUGUGCAUUGAAACCACUGGGCCCAUUACCACAAUCAACAGUGGAGCGCCUGUGUCUGCGACGGCGACGGCGACGGCCACAGCUUAA